Molecule: messenger RNA, 879 nt
Organism: Pseudogymnoascus destructans
Lineage: Eukaryota; Fungi; Ascomycota; Leotiomycetes; Thelebolales; Thelebolaceae
Exons: 4
Coding region: 1-879 (292 amino acids)
Source: RefSeq, a predicted model, not a curated record
AUGGUUGGAAAACGAAAGAACGACGACGAGAAGUCGAAGAACAAGAAUACCCAGCAGGUCACAAAACGCCGCAACAACAUGAGUGAAGUUGAACACACAACGCCAAGAGGGCAGAUACAGCUGCUGUUUCAUAUGCCUUGCGAAAUCUCCGGGCAACUUCUGAGUUCAAGAACCUCGACAGCCAAGCUCAAGAACCAUGCAACUGUUGUUCAGCAACGUCUUGGGAUUGGUGAGGGAGGGGGGGCAUAUUCUCUUUGGGACGACGGAAACAUUGCUUGGGAAACCGAGGAUGAGGAUGAUGAGGUAGUGCAAGAGGCUAUGUGGAGGGAAGAUGAGAAGGCCAAUGGCGUUGAUGAUGUUGGAAUUCAGAAGAUCCAGAGAGAGAUGGUGGCACAAUCUGUCGCUACAACCAAGAAGGUGGAUCAGUUGGGAUUCUCCCUCUGGCGCCGAAAGUGGAGGGUUGCAUACCAAUCAACGUUACGACUAAUGAAGAAGGUCAACACAGACCCAGACUUCCUUGAGAAAUUGCCCCCUGCAAUUGAUCCAACUACAGGGAUCUACUACAACAAGGUUCCGCCACAUCUAUACUUCUCAAAGAUGGAAAUGGCUGUUUGGAGAAACUUCACCUCAUGGAAUCUUGAUGGUGACAUUGCAUAUCUUCCUGGGCCAGCUGAGUGGUACCCUGAUGAUUACGAUACUACUCAGCAUGGUUUCCAUGUUGAUCUUGAUGCUGGCAGAGCAUAUGAAGCUUGGGAGAUGUUGGCUGAAGAAACUGAGCCUACCAAUUUCAAGUGGGUCUUGCCAUCCGAUGAUACAUUGGUACUGUUGCCUCCAACAAAAGAAUCAGAGGAGUUUCUCAGCCAGUUCUACGAAAUGUAG